Molecule: messenger RNA, 882 nt
Organism: Gloeophyllum trabeum ATCC 11539
Lineage: Eukaryota; Fungi; Basidiomycota; Agaricomycetes; Gloeophyllales; Gloeophyllaceae
Exons: 4
Coding region: 1-882 (293 amino acids)
Source: RefSeq, a predicted model, not a curated record
AUGACGGCGCCAGAACUGGCACAGCCCGGCGCACCAACGACGACCGCGCAGCACACACACCCCAAGGCAGGACUAACCAUCCGGGCACUGGAUCCCACCAAAUUGACGCCGGCAGACUUCAUCUCCAUCAGCGGCAAGACCUACAUCAGGACGAGAGCUUCGAGCGAUCAACCGUCGCGUCUUCUGCACCAGCACGCGCUGUCCUACUGCGGCGCCGAAGGCGCAGGCACGCAUGGGCUCCUGUACUGGCAUGCGGAACCAGGCGCACCCCCGCCUCGCAGCGAGCGUCCGCGGCCUCCUCCGACCCUGCUUUCUUUCGCUGCCGGCUCCGACCUACGCAAACCGAACGGCCACGUCUGGGGAACAACGCUCUUCAGCGUGGCCCGAUUCUCAGUGCACGACACCUUCCGGACAGCGCUGCUCUCGCAAGGGACUGGUGACGCACGAUCUGCUGGACAAGGCCGCCUCCAAUUACGAGACGGCGCGUGGCUCCUCGGGCGCUCCCGCGCUCAAGUGCUGCGAUUCCACACGCUGUUUCAGAACGACCACAGGCCCUUAUACAGAGGCAAAUGCUUUCUGCAGUUCGAGCGGUCAGAGCUCGCCGAGCACCGCGGCAAGCGAACCGUGGUCCUCCGGAUCGCGAAGAUUGUCGAGAUCGCCGAGGCAGAGAACAGAAUACCGAAUCCUAUGGCUCCUUACCCCCGGGAGGGCGACCUUGUGUGCGUGCCACGGCGCGGCCCGGGUAGCAGGACAGAGCCGUGGGUUCCGUGGUGGGUGGACGUCGACAGCGAGAAGAGAUCGAGCGGACAGGCCUCCUGCUUGCGAGUGCUCUUUGAGGACGAGGGAACACCUGGAGAGGCGAACGCUCCUGGAAGAGAUUGA